Lottia gigantea (owl limpet) is the source of this 565-nucleotide messenger RNA. RefSeq lists its product as hypothetical. NCBI's taxonomy places the organism in Eukaryota, Metazoa, Mollusca, Gastropoda, Lottiidae. The record is from RefSeq and is a predicted model, not a curated record. Gene Ontology annotation, cellular component: mitochondrial inner membrane. The transcript is spliced from 5 exons. Gene Ontology annotation, biological process: mitochondrial respiratory chain complex I assembly. The annotation marks the transcript as partial.
UACAAUAUUUGUAAAAAAUGAUGAUUUAACAUUAUUUAAUUAAUUUUGUGAUAAAAGCAUAUUUACCAAGAUGAAUUUUACUAAGGCACUAUCCUAUUUUAUUAUGAGAAGUAACAAGCAAUUUAUAAGGAACAAUGUGAGAAACUAUGGCAUCGCUGAAGAAAGAUUUCAAAAAACAAGUUUUACAUUUGUAAGCGAUGAAACAAAUGAUGUUAUUUAUAUUGAAAAAUUCAAUCAACUUGGGUUUAAAUUAAUGAAUGGUUUUCGAGUUCUUGGUCCAGCAGUCUUCUUUCCCAGAUCUGUUUUAGGUUGGAAGGUUAAAAACUCAACAGAUAUCAAUGAAAAUUCACUUUCAUUGUUUCCACUCUUAGCUCCAAAAUUAGAUUUGUUGAUAGUUGGUAUAGGUGACCCUGGAAGUCAGUUUGAUAUGAAUAUCAUCAAAUAUUUAAGAUCUAAUAGAAUAAGUCUAGAAAUUUUGCCAACAGAACAAGCAAUACCAACAUUUAACUUUUUAAACAGCGAGAGACGUAAUGUAGCAGCAGCAUUAAUACCACCUGUAACUUUA